UAGCAUUUACACAAAUAAUUCAAGUGAAAAUGGGGGAUGAUAAUAAGGUUCUGCGAGUUUUCUGCAUUGCAACAGCUGAUACCAAGUUAGAAGAACUUCUUUUUUUGUCUGAUUCAGUACAGUCUAAUCUUGACAUAUUUUGCAAAAACAACCAAUGUGAUGAUCACUCAUUUGAAAUUCAAGUGACGGUUGUGGAUGUUUCAGCUGAUACGCACACAAAGGACGCCGUGAGCUUUAAGAAUUUUCCAUAUGUAACAAGAGAAGAAAUUUUGUCUAAUUACAAGCAACACGAUGAAACUUUUGAAGAAACUGAUCUUCCUAAUGAUAGAGGUGAAGCAGUUGCUGUUAUGAGUAAAUCACUCAAAAAUUUCCUUAAGAAAACUCUUGACGAUCAACUUCUUGCCGGAGCUAUUGGUCUAGGAGGCACCGGAGGGACAUCGUUACUAUCAAACGCUUUGAGAGAACUUCCUGUUGGAAUUCCAAAGUUCAUUAUAUCAACUGUUGCUAGUGGUCAUACUAGCCAUUAUAUCGGUACAUCGGAUUUGAUCUUACUCCCAUCCGUGAUAGAUAUAUGCGGGAUUAACAGCAUAAGCCGUGUCGUGUUUUGUAACGCUGGUGCCGCUUUUGCUGGAAUGGUGGCCGGGAGAAUUUUCGGACUUAAAAAUACUUCUAAUGUGACUAAAAAACUCACUGUUGGUAUAACUAUGGCUGGUAUUACUAAUCCAUGUGUAAAUGUUGUAAAAGAAAGAUUAGAGAAAUUAGGCUUCGAAACACUGGUUUUUCAUGCCACUGGUGUUGGUGGUAGAGCCAUGGAGGAUCUGGUUAGAAGUGGAUACAUACAGGCUAUAAUGGAUAUCACAACCACUGAAGUUGCAGAUUAUCUAGUGGGAGGUAUUAUGGGAUGUGACAGUUCCCGCUUUGACGCUGGUCUAGAGACGGGGGUGCCUUUGGUUCUAAGUGUAGGGGCGUUAGAUGUAUCGACAUUCAGAGCUGAACAAGUACCUUCCUUGUUUAAUCAAAGGAACUUGCUUAUGCACAAUGAGCAGAUUACGGCCAUGCGGACCACUGCAGAGGAAAGCAAGAGAUUUGCUUCUUUUAUAGCUGAGAAGCUGAACAAAGCAUCGUCAAAGAUACGUAUUUGUUUGCCAGAGAAGGGUAUAUCUUCGUUGGACUCACCAGGGAAACCCUUUUAUGACCCUGUUGCCACUACGACUCUCAUCGAUGAAAUUCUGAAUCUAGUUGUCACAAACGAUGAUCUCCAGGUGAAGAAGUGUCCUUAUCAUAUUAACGAUCGCGAAUUCGCCGACGUGUUGGUCGACUCCUUGUUGCAGAUAUUGUAGCCAGCCUAUGAAUGAUUCCAUCCCUGAAUAUAUAAAAAAAACCAUUCCAAAUGUGGACACUAUUAUAAGACCCCGGUGGGGAACCAGUACGUUUAAGGUCAUGGUAAUCGCGACUCGCGAGACUAUCAUCGUCAUUCUUUGUUUCACCCAUUCUGUCGCUGUGUAUAAUUAAGUAAUGAAACGCUUCAUUUUGGAGUUGAUUUGCCUCAAAUACGUACAGGUUAAUUUAUUUUGCUGGUUAUAGUUUGGUUGAAGGUUGUACUCUUCUGCCUUUUGCUGUUUAGGGAAUGUCCUCUUGGGGUUGUCUCUUUUAUCCGCCUUUCAUACACUAAAUAC
Papaver somniferum (opium poppy) is the source of this 1676-nucleotide messenger RNA. Its product is annotated as UPF0261 protein mll9388-like. The transcript is spliced from 4 exons. The record is from RefSeq and is a predicted model, not a curated record. NCBI's taxonomy places the organism in Eukaryota, Viridiplantae, Streptophyta, Magnoliopsida, Ranunculales, Papaveraceae. The coding region runs from base 30 to 1340 and encodes 436 amino acids.